CCUUUCUGUCCUUCUCUAAAUGAUCUCCCAGGCGAUAUAAAAAGCUACAUGCUGGCAGAUACCUGACUGAAAUUUGAGAGGUGGCUCCACUCAGCCCCCGGUCUUCAUCCGACCAUGGACGUUGCUACCAUAAAAAGUGAUAUAGAAAAAAUGCCUGUUCACAGUUACAGCCAAGCUUCAGCUUCCUUUGGCUUUCCGAAAGGUGGCAGCCGCGUUCGCCAGGUAAUCGACGAUCACGCAAGUGCUAUUCGGAUCGCUGGGUCUGAGUAUUUGGGGACGAUGAUACGCAUGCUACUCGCUUCUUCGCUUUCAUCACAAUUUCUUCUCUGCGGUUUCCCUACAAGUCCUGGAGGGGGUUAUAUGUCCAUCCUUUGCGGGAAUUUCCUCGGGAUAAUUGUUGGUGUAUGGACUGCUCGAUACAGCGACGCUCAUCUCAGUCCAUUGGUCACCUUGGCUCUCUCAUUGACUGGCUACUUUCCAUGGAGAGAUGUGCCUCUAUACGUUCUUUCGCAAACAUGUGGAGGAGCAGUUGCAGUGCUGGUUUUGUGGGGGAGGUCCAUCGCUAUCAGUGUAGCUCCUCCAGGAUCAACAGUUUUCGGGCUUCACGAGUUUUCUGGAUCCUUGUCGGCCAUUGCAUGCUUCAUUUUCGGAGUUGUCUGUUCUGGGCUUAUCUUUUUGGCCGUGCUUUGUGCGGUCAAUGAUAAACGAGGGACACGCAACCCCACUUUAGUACCCAUCGUGCUUUGUGUGCACAUCAUAGAACUCACGCUCUGGACAAUUCUGAGCGAGUGGGUGACCUGGGCCAAUUUUCUCGUGCCCCAUCUCUUCCCAGGGGCUAGGAUAUACACGACCCCGGCUGACAACGUUUCCUGGUAUACAAUACUGUGGAACAUACUCCGUCCUCUUUGCGGCCCCAUAUUAGCGGGAUUACUGUGCGACGUGCUGUACGUUGACGAUGGUUCUAUACUUUGAUACCAAUACACUAGCCAUACUAGGGAGUGGGUCUGAUCCAUAUUAAUGUAUCCUACUGUAGUCCCUUAAUACGGAACUCUGACGUCGGAAACUGAUCCCUGAUCAAAG
This is a messenger RNA of Cantharellus anzutake, 1080 nucleotides long. Its product is annotated as aquaporin-like protein. The transcript has 8 exons. Bases 115 to 972 code for a protein of 285 amino acids. Lineage: Eukaryota; Fungi; Basidiomycota; Agaricomycetes; Cantharellales; Hydnaceae. The record is from RefSeq and is a predicted model, not a curated record. Gene Ontology annotation, cellular component: plasma membrane. Gene Ontology annotation, molecular function: water channel activity; glycerol channel activity. Gene Ontology annotation, biological process: water transport; glycerol transmembrane transport.